Messenger RNA from Nicotiana tabacum (common tobacco), 1526 nucleotides. The record is from RefSeq and is a predicted model, not a curated record. NCBI's taxonomy places the organism in Eukaryota, Viridiplantae, Streptophyta, Magnoliopsida, Solanales, Solanaceae.
AUGGAUGUUGUCAUCAGGCAAAUCAUUCACGAAAUUAAGCAAGAUAUCAUAGAAGCAUUCGAGGUGAAACUGGAUGAUACUCUAUUAACUACUUCCCCCGUGUGCGGAACUGCAGAAGCGUGUGGUCAGCCGCAAAUGCGGCGAGAUGAGGGAAAGUCAGAAGUCGUAGGUGCAGGUGCUUUAUCGCACAUACGGGACCGCAUGGGCGGUUGGUUAGACCGCAGAAGCGAGGAAAUGGCCGCAUGUGCGGAAACCCUGGGCCAGAACCUAUAUAAGAGUUGUAUCUAUAUUCAAACUGCAAAUCAUAAUCUUUACUCUAAUGUGGAUAUCCUUCAGUGUGGAGUAUUUACACUCUGUUUUAAGUUUUUCUAUGUCUAUAAACAAAUUACUGACGCAAUUGAUGCAACAGUGGACUUUGUGGUUGAUGAUCACAUAAUAGGCGAGGUGGAAGAGGGCACGGUGGUGGAAGUUAGGGCAGUAGAUGAAAAUGCAGUUGGAGGAAGUUCCAGUGAGGAGGCACUUCACGACGUGCAUGAUGUCAAGGUAGAUGAAGACCUUUCUGAUAGGGAGGUCGUUCCAUUAGAAGAAUCACAAUCACUAGGUAAUUCAACUUCAGAUGAACCUUAUGUUGGCCAGGAGUUUGAAUCUGAAGCAGCAGCACAUGCAUUUUAUAAUACAUAUGCAACAAGAGUGGGGUUCAUAAUCCGGGUUAGCAAGCUUUCGCGAUCUAGGCGCGAUGGCUCUGCUAUUGGUCGAGCACUAGUUUGCAACAAGGAGGGCUUUAGAAUGCCUGAUAAGCGGGAAAAGAUAGUGCGACAAAGAGCAGAGACUAGGGUUGGUUGCAGAGCGAUGAUAUUAGUUAGAAAAGUAAACUCUGGGAAGUGGGUUGUCACAAAAUUUGUCAAGGAGCACACUCAUCCAUUAAGCCCAGGCAAAGGUCGUAGGGACUUGAUCUAUGAUCAAUAUCCGAAUGAGCAUGACAAAAUCCGGGAGCUAUCACAACAACUGGCAGCUGAGAAAAAGAGAUCAGCAACAUAUAAGAGGCAUUUGGAAAUGAUAUUCGAGCACAUUGAGGAGCACAACCAAUCUCUGUCCAAGAAGAUCCAAGAUAUUGUACACAAUGUAAGGGAGAUGGAGUCUAGAGAUCAACACCAUCAUAGAUAGUUUUAGCAUGAUUUGCCUUUGUUGAUAUUAGAGUAGAGAAAUAGCAGAGUGUAGAACCUAAGUUAAGUAAAGAUCAUAAUGACUUCUAUCUUGGCUUACCUUUUUCCCACCUCUUAUUCUUUGAGAAGAUCAUGAAAUUAUGAAAUCAGUUCAUAUCUUGUUUUCACUUUUUUUCUUUUCCAUUUUCCUUUUUGGGUAGAAUUGUGGGAUUGUAGCCUUGUAGGAGCAAUAGGUACAGAAUGUCUCUUUCUGGUGCAACCAUUGUAACAUUCUUUUGGAGGUUAGAUGUCCUGUGAACGAACCUUUUUCCUUUUUGUAAAAUUUUCAAGUCCAUUUCAUGUAGAUUCAGUAAACUUAUUUCA